AGAGCAGGAAAGAGAGAGACGGGUUAGGGGCAGAGAACAGGGCAGAGGCCAGGAGAGGCAAAGACCAGCAGAGAAGGAGAAACAGUAGAUGCCAAGCCCUAAGUACUUAAUUCCAGGGCAGGUACAAAUAGGAGGGUGCGGUAGCUGGAAGGGCUGCAGGGCUCCCUGGAGGUUAACGGGACCCAACAGAGACCCCGGUCUUCCUUCUGACUUCCAGGGAUUGUCCACACCACCCUUGCCAGCAGGGCCUGGCGCUGCCACAGGUCAGGCCAGGAGGCUCACUCCCAGAGAUCUGCCCCUCCUCUGGCUGUGGCAAGGCCAUGGGCCCCGGGAGCCACCACCUCAGCCUCGGCCCCUCUGUCUCCAGCCUGGGCCUUCUGUUCCUGCUCCCACUCCUUCCAGAGUGCUUGGGAGCCGAGGGCAGGCUGGCACACAAGCUGUUCCGAGACCUCUUUGCCAACUACACAAGUGCCCUGAGACCUGUGGCAGACACAGACCAGGCCCUGAAUGUCACCCUGGAGGUGACACUGUCCCAGAUCAUCGACAUGGAUGAGCGGAAUCAGGUGCUGACCCUGUACCUGUGGAUCCGACAGGAGUGGACAGACGCCUACCUACGAUGGGACCCCGACACCUAUGGUGGUCUGGAUGCCAUCCGCAUCCCCAGCAGUCUUGUGUGGCGGCCGGACAUCGUACUGUAUAACAAGGCGGAUGCGCAGGCCCCGGCCUCGGCCAGCACCAACGUGGUCCUGCGGCACGAUGGCGCCGUGCGCUGGGACGCGCCGGCCAUCACGCGCAGCUCCUGCCGCGUGGACGUGUCGGCCUUCCCGUUCGACGCGCAGCGCUGCGGCCUGACCUUCGGCUCGUGGACACACGGCGGGCACCAGCUGGACGUUCGGCCGCGCGGCACCACCGCCAGCCUGGCCGACUUCGUGGAGAACGUGGAGUGGCGCGUGCUGGGCAUGCCUGCCCGGCGGCGCGUGCUCACCUACGGCUGCUGCUCCGAGCCCUACCCGGACGUGACCUUCACGCUGCUGCUGCGCCGCCGCGCCGCCGCCUACGUGUGCAACCUGCUGCUGCCCUGCGUGCUCAUCUCGCUGCUGGCGCCGCUCGCCUUCCACCUGCCUGCGGACUCAGGCGAGAAGGUGUCGCUGGGCGUCACCGUGCUGCUGGCGCUCACCGUCUUCCAGCUGAUCCUGGCAGAGAGCAUGCCGCCGGCCGAGAGCGUGCCGCUCAUCGGAAAGUACUACAUGGCCACCAUGACCAUGGUCACCUUCUCCACGGCGCUUACCAUCCUUAUCAUGAACCUGCAUUACUGUGGUCCCAGUGCCCGCCCCGUGCCAGCCUGGGCUCGGGCCCUCCUGCUAGGACGCCUGGCACAGGGCCUGUGUGUGCGGGAACGAGGGGAGCCCUGUGGGCAAUCUAGACCAGCUGAGUCAUCCCCCAGUCCCCAGCCUCCUGACAGAGGCACUGGACCCCCAGCAGGUCCCUGCCAGGAGCCUCGGUGUCUGUGCCGUCAGGAAGCCCUGCUGCAUCACGUGGCCACCAUCGCCAAUGCCUUCCACAGCCACCGGGCUGCCCAGCGCCGCCAUGAGGACUGGAAGCGCCUGGCCCGUGUCAUGGACCGUUUCUUCCUGGGCAUCUUCUUCUCCAUGGCUCUGGUCAUGAGCCUUCUGGUGCUGGUGCAGGCUCUCUGAGUCCCAAGGGUCUGCUGCAGCCACAGCACGUCCAGAUGGGGAUGGAUCAGCCACGCCAGGUGGUGGUCAGCCCUCAGGCCACCCGGUGUCUCUCCACUGGGCCUCAGAACCUGGGACGUCCUCUCUUCAGCACUACUGACUUCACAGACCAGGAGUAUUCAUCGUCUCCUGCGUACUCUAACCUCUAAGGAAAACCAGAGCUUGCUGUUCCCCUGAUUUCUGCAGAGGAGGAACUCUAAAAAGGGUCAAGAUCGAAGUGCAAUUUGGGAGGGACAGAACUGAACUUUGGUGCUGAGUGUAGGCACUUUCAGUGGGGAGCAUGCAGGCAUGACAGCACUGCCCCAUUUCCUGUCUUCUCUUCCUUCCCCUGUGGCUACUGUUACAGAGACUUUGUCUAACCUGACCCUCUCUAGGGGCUCAGAGAAGGUGACUGGGGAUUCAGGGCUCCUGGUCCGCUUUCCACAGCAGGAGGCCACAUAAGGACUUGGCCCAAAUCUCCAACUCAUAAUAAAGUAAUGUGUGCCUUGC
Molecule: messenger RNA, 2222 nt
Organism: Odocoileus virginianus texanus
Lineage: Eukaryota; Metazoa; Chordata; Mammalia; Artiodactyla; Cervidae
Source: RefSeq, a predicted model, not a curated record